GAACCUCAUCUUCUCAUUAUCUUUGCGCGUUUUGAGGUAGACUUUUUGAUUCAUCAAUCAGCAGUGACUAAAACCACUUUCUUCCAAAUAAGAGUUAUAUUAUAUCAGUACUCCACUUCUAGGACAUUGUCCACUUCAGGUAUAUUGUGUUGGUAACAUGAAGGUUUCUGGCUUCUUUGCUUUGCUCUUGGUGGUUGGAGCAAUUUUGAUGUUCUUUAACAUCUUACUUCCUACUAGUGCAUCUUGGACACCUGAUUUCAUAGGGACCAAUUAUGGUGAUAAGGCAACUCCGAUUGCAGUGAACAGGAAACUGAAGGAAAAUGGAAACAAUAUGAAAAGUGGUAUCAAAAACAAUGGUGACAUGAGUCAAGUAACUCUGACUGAUUACUAUCCAGCUGAUCCACCACCAAAUUCUAGAACAAAGGCCUCUUUAUAUCCUGGACCUAUUCAGCAUGGAAGCCCUCUGAAUCCAUACAUCCCAAAACCUUCACCUCCUGAUCAUCCUAUACCUGGAGAUUCUGACUAACUUUCUGAUCUCUUCAACUACGCUAGUAGAUGCUAUGCUAAAAAGAGGAAGGCUAUUCACACUCUUUGAACAUAUUUCUUUUCAUGGGGAAAUAAGAAAUUGUUCAAAGUAUGUGUUGGUAGCAUUUCUCAUGCUGAAAAUGAAUAUAAGACUCAUUCUCACACGUUGUUUAGUCAGUUUUUUGUGCGUUGUUUUGCUUAUAUUCUGUGUGCUAGUGUUGUGAAAAAACAGUUGUGCCUUUGAGCAGCCUAUGCAGUGGCCAAUGUACGUACUUAUAACUAAGGAUCAUGCAAAUUUCUAUUUAUAUUAGUUUGUGUAAGUGCAA
Molecule: messenger RNA, 851 nt
Organism: Vigna umbellata (rice bean)
Lineage: Eukaryota; Viridiplantae; Streptophyta; Magnoliopsida; Fabales; Fabaceae
Source: RefSeq, a predicted model, not a curated record